AUGAAUAAAAAAUGUGGUGAAAUGGUUAAUUUAAAUGGCAAACGUUUUGGCGAUAGCAAUUACCACUGUACUUGGUCGACUUGGAGCGAUUUCUUCAUUGUCAGCAGAACAAAUGUUCUGCUAGCAUACUACAUGGCGACAUUCGUCGAGGUGAUUUGUGAUGUCCUGUAUUGUAAAUAUGAAGUCUUGAAUGCAGUUUCUUGUUCUCUAAUUAUUAAAUAA
Molecule: messenger RNA, 222 nt
Organism: Echinococcus granulosus
Lineage: Eukaryota; Metazoa; Platyhelminthes; Cestoda; Cyclophyllidea; Taeniidae
Exons: 2
Coding region: 1-222 (73 amino acids)
Source: RefSeq, a predicted model, not a curated record